AUGACUACAGCAUUUUGUCUCCUUCCACAUCCAACUAUCCAACCGGACAGCAUUUAUGGCCUCUCGCAAAUAACUAACAGCCUUUUUCUCAGUAAUGCUCUGGCCGCUAACGACAAACUCACCGUGUCCAACAACCGCAUCACCACGAUUAUCAAUACCUCGUCAGAAGUAGUGAACACGUUCUUUGAUGACAUUCAGUAUGUGCAAGUGCCGGUGAGUGAUGCUCCCAAUUCCUACCUUUAUGACUUUUUGGACCCCGUAGCUGAUCGUAUCCACCGUGUGGAUAUAAGGAAUGGCCGUACGCUGCUGCACUGCUCUGCAGGAGUGAAUCGCUCAGCAGUGUUCUGCCUUGCCUAUCUCAUGAAAUACCACACCAUGACCCUGCUGGAUGCACACACAUGGACCAAGACCUGCCGUCCCACCAUCCGUCCCAACAAUGACUUUUGGGAGCAACUUAUUCAUUACGAGUUCAAGCUAUUUAGCAGGAAUACUGUCUAUAUGAUCAACUCUCCUGUGGGUCUGAUCCCUAACAUCUAUGAAAAGGAGGUCCACUUAAUGGAGCCAAUGUGA
Molecule: messenger RNA, 570 nt
Organism: Chionomys nivalis (European snow vole)
Lineage: Eukaryota; Metazoa; Chordata; Mammalia; Rodentia; Cricetidae
Gene: Dusp21
Product: dual specificity phosphatase 21
Exons: 1
Coding region: 1-570 (189 amino acids)
Biological process (GO): protein dephosphorylation
Molecular function (GO): MAP kinase tyrosine/serine/threonine phosphatase activity
Source: RefSeq, a predicted model, not a curated record